Sebastes umbrosus (honeycomb rockfish) is the source of this 1126-nucleotide messenger RNA. Its product is annotated as cerebellin-1-like. Gene Ontology annotation, molecular function: protein binding. Lineage: Eukaryota; Metazoa; Chordata; Actinopteri; Perciformes; Sebastidae. The transcript has 4 exons. The coding region runs from base 34 to 690 and encodes 218 amino acids. The record is from RefSeq and is a predicted model, not a curated record.
AGAUGACUGAGCGAUCUUGAAUCAACUUUGAAGAUGAAUUUCGCCAUUUUAAUGACUGUUUUGCUGUUCAGCGACUUGAUUUUGGCUCAAGAUGUUGGUAAUGCUAAUGAAACAGAAAUAUCUAUUGAAAUACAGUCAUGCAAUCCUGACACCUGUGAUCUACUGAGAGAGUUUGGUGCAAUGACAGAAAAACUCAGAGCUGUGGAAACCAGGCUGAAGGACAGUGAAACCAGACUGAAGGACAGUGAAACCCAGAUUCUGGAACUGAGGAGUAAAGAAAGUACCAAGGUGAUUUUCAGUGCAGCAACAGGAGGAGGAGAUAAAGGCAUCGGACCGUUCAACACAGACACAACUUUAAUCUACAGAACAGUGAUAUCAAACAUUGGUAAUGCCUACAGUCCAUCCACAGGUAUCUUCGUUGCACCUGUUGCAGGUGUUUAUUACUUCAACAUCUUCUAUUGUGCUGCUGGAACACAUCCGGCAAAUCUGAAUCUGUACAUUAACAAUAAACCGAUAGUCGCGGCCUAUGAUAACAAGUCAUCAUCUGACACAGCUGAUACUGGAGGAAAUGCAGUGUUCCUGCAGCUGCAGCCAGGAGACCAGGUGUAUGUGCGCAUGCUGGUAAAUUCAUGGGUUUGGGGAUCUGACUAUCAUACAACCUUCAGUGGUUUUCUAGUCACUCAAAUGUGAUGAUCUAUACACUGUAUAUCUGUUCAUUACUGCUUGAAUAUGGAUGUAAAAGUCUCAGAUCACUACAGUAAAUAAUGUUAAAAUGUGAUGAAUCAGAAGGCUGUUAGUCUUCUUUAAUCAUUGCUUCAUUUAGUUCUUUAUGCUGCGAAGCUGACAGUUUGGCUGGAAAAUGAAUGAAGAGAAGAUAUACUGAGGAGAUACAAGAUGCAUUACAGAAAGCUUACUGUCAACUAUUGCCAUGACAUUUGGUUUAGAUUUUGAUGAGCACAGGAGAAUGGGCAUUUUAUUUCACUCUUUUUAAAUUCUGUUUAUAUGUAUACAUUUCCUGUUUUUCCUUUUAUAUCUAGUCCUACUGCCCUUUACGUCUUAAAUAAAUAACUUUUAAUUGCCAUGUUGUUGAAAUUUGCUAAACAAAUAAACUUGUUUUGUAAGAUCA